Molecule: messenger RNA, 3694 nt
Organism: Anastrepha ludens (Mexican fruit fly)
Lineage: Eukaryota; Metazoa; Arthropoda; Insecta; Diptera; Tephritidae
Product: mannosylglucosyl-3-phosphoglycerate phosphatase
Exons: 8
Coding region: 45-2132 (695 amino acids)
Biological process (GO): nucleotide catabolic process
Molecular function (GO): hydrolase activity
Source: RefSeq, a predicted model, not a curated record
AGUGUAAGGUUAUUUUCCAACCAAUUAAAUUAAAAUCAAGUACAAUGGGAAAGAGAUUUCUCCUCUACAUACCUAAUCGCCAAUUUCGGGUACGAGAAACUGGAAAGCGAACAAUUUCCCAAAAGCAAAAUUUAAGUCCGAACUUUUUGUUCAAGGGCUUUGAUGUUAAUAGCACUGUUUCUGCGUUCGACUGUAACUACAACUCAAAGACUGUGCCACAAAAGGAAUUAUCGUUCUUCAUACGUAAAUUCUUCUCUACCGAGUCACAAAAUUUAAACAACCAUCAUCGUCAGGCGCUCCUGUUAACCGACCCAAAUCGCUUAAAGUCGAGAAUUCGGGAGCUAGAUCAGCCAAGAUAUUUAUCGAGGAUGUCUAUGUCAGACGAGGUACCUUUAACUAUUUUACAUUACAAUGACGUCUAUAAUAUCGAGCCGAACUCUGGAAAGGAACCAGUAGGUGGUGCUGCACGCUUUUGCACUGCAAUUAAAUCUUUUGCUCACUUGGAGCCUUUGGUUUUGUUUAGUGGUGAUAUAUUUUCGCCAAGCAUGUUAAGCACCUUCACCCAGGGCGAGCAGAUGAUACCGGUACUAAAAAGGACGGGCACUCAUUGUGCUGUCUUUGGAAACCAUGAUUUUGAUCACGGUUUGGAUGUUCUAGUAAAUUUGAUAAAAAAUACAACUUUUCCUUGGCUUAUGUCCAACGUGGUUGAUAAUGAAACAGGAAAACCUCUCGGAGGGGGAAAGAUGUCUCAUUCCAUGCUCCACAAUCAAACGUCGAUUGGCUUGAUAGGCCUUGUAGAAAGGGAGUGGCUGGAAACAUUACCCACUAUUGAUCCUAAUGAAGUAACCUAUAUUGACUAUGUAGAAGCGGGAAACAAGUUAGUGGCACAACUGCGAAACGAGGGCUGUGAAAUUAUAAUCGCAUUAACACAUAUGAGAACCCCAAACGAUAUAAGAUUAGCGGCCAAUUGCGCUGGCAUAGAUUUAAUACUCGGCGGACAUGAUCACGUAUAUGAAAUACAAGAAGUAAAUGGGAUAAAAAUCAUAAAGUCAGGCACAGAUUUCCGUCAAUUCUCAAAAAUUACAAUACGGAAGGAACGCGAUGAGAAUGGAAAACUUAUUGCUCACAUUGAACCAGUGAAUGUUACAUCGGAUUUUGAUGAAGAUAGAGAGUUAAAAGAAGAAUUGGAAAAAUACUCAGAGGUUGUUGAAGCUAAAAUGACUGAAGUCCUCGGAAACUUCAGUGUGGAUUUGGAUGGGCGUUUCUCUUUCAUCCGCACACAGGAAACCAAUUUAGGCAAUUGGGUUUGCGAUGUCGUUUUGGCCGCUACAGGAGCGGACGUGGUCAUCAUCAACUCAGGUACUUUUCGCUCAGAUCAAAUACACCCCCCGGGACCGUUUACAAUGCGUGAUUUGGUGAAUGUAAUACCAAUGCGGGACCCACUCAUACUGUUAGAGAUUACAGGAAAAUGCUUGUGGGAAGCUUUAGAGAAUGCUGUAUCAGCAUAUCCAAAGUUAGAAGGCAGAUUUCCUCAAGUUAGUGGUGUGACAUUUGCCUUCGACCCCACCAAACCACCAGGAAAACGUGUGGACCCACGGUUGAUACAGGUGGCAGAUGAGUCUAUCAAUCUACAACAAAUGUACAAAACAUGUAUUAAAAGCUAUAUAUAUAACGGUUGUGAUGGUUUCACCAUGUUCAAGAAUGCUAAAAUUCUGGUUGAUGAGGAUCUCUGUCCUGAAUUAGGUCUUACCAUACAAAACCAUUUCAAAGCUAUUAAUUUACGUAACGAAAAAAGCGAUCACCACACCAAACAUCGACAAUCUUUAGUCACGCUUUCUCGGCGGCACAGUAUGGUACAAAUGCUGGAAAAUCUAGAUUUAGAUGGGCCAUCGCCAAUAAGAAAGCUGUCUGUUGGACAUCAUGUAAAAUCGGUAGAUUCUUCCAACGUAAAAGCCUCCAAGAUGUUACGGCGAGCUUCUUUGGAGGACUUAGAACAAGCAAGUUGCGAACUAGCUCCAAUUGUGCAACAAAGGAUUGUUCAAAUUCAGAGCGAAGAACACUUCAAUCAGUUAUUGUUGAGAAAUGAAACUUCUAUAACGAAUACUGUAAUUACCGAGACUGAAGACGAGUAAUGAAAAUUUUUGAACCUCGGAUCUUAAUAAAAAACUAGUUCACUUAUGAGUACAAGUUAGUGCAAAUUACUGGAUAUGAAAUUCAACGUCCUAGGCCUGCGAAUUGUCAUAUCAUAUGCUAAAUAUAAGUUUCCUUAUAAGCAGAACAGUUAUAGAUAUAUAUACAAGCCAAGCUUUUAGUGUAUAUAUAAUUUCUUAUUGGAAAAUAAUUUAAUUCCCUUAGUUUCAAGCUCUGAGUAACCUAGUUUAGUCUGAUUUACUUCACGCUCCACAAUGGACAAAGUUCAAUAACUUUGAAUGAACUAUAAAAGGCUUUGAAUACUCGCUCAAAUAUUUGCUUAGAUUAUAAGUAUAUAAAUAUAUUAAACGAAAAUAGACAAUCAGGCAGAUUAUAUUGCUGGUUUUAACUAAAUCAUCAUAAUUUGCAAUAUUAAUUUUUAUUGUACACAAAAGACCACGUCAAGGCAAAUUUUAUAAAAUAAUUUAAGAAUUUUGAAAAUUUUCGCUGCACAAGAAAAGUAAAUGUUGGACUUUAAGCAAUGUGGGCGCAUUCGAAAGAAUAUUGAACAAAAAAGAAUUGUUACAUUAAAUUAAGGUCCGUAAAAGUAUCUGAAAAGAUUUGAGAAAAUUCGCGCGACUGUCACUCAUAUAAUCUGCGCAAGCAUCAAGGAUGCAGCGCAUUUCUUGGUCUGAAAAGGAAGAAGUUAGACGAGACAUCUCAUUUCACACGUUUGGAAGCUAUCCGCUUCUACUCUGGAGUUACCCAACGGAAUAUGAGGGACCCUAAACGACAUUCACCGAAAGUCUAAUACCACCUUCACGAACGCUUCUCUCUGAAUAAUGGCAUUCAGCCAACACCUGUGGCAAACGAAGAGCUUCUGUUGUCUCUAGAGGCCCGCGUCACCCUGGUACAAUUGCGUUCUGCAUACCGCUGCUGUUUAAAUUGGUACUCAACAUAUGUCUGGAAUGCGAAGGUAUCUUCUCAUAACAUUAAAUACAUACCUCUUCAAAUUCCCGCUUAAACCUCUUCCUUUUGGCUCCGUCCUGGAGAUCCUAUGCAGGGAUCUUUAAGCUGUUACAACUACAACAAUAACAGCAGUUCCCUUCGAGAAAUUCGAUAUAUUGGGUUUACGAGGGAGUUAUAUGUUCAAAUUACCUAUAAUAAGAAUCAAGGAGUCCUUAAAUAACAAACAAGCAACCGCUGAGCAUUUUCCUUAAAAUGUCGCCUUUUCUCAAACCAUGGUACUUUGGUCGUAAACGUAAAUGAUUAACAAUAUUUGAUAUUUGAAAUUAAAUUAAAAUAUUUAGAAAGGUGCGCUGAAAGCUGUUUGAAUUUUAUUUGUUAUGUAACGUUGGUUCAUUACUAUUUAGUAUUUUUAACACUAUUAUAAAUAUUAACAUUUUUAACUGAUUUUUUAUUUUAACGUUAGUAUUUUAGUAAAGCCUAAAUACCUCAAUGAAAAAGAAAAAUGUAUAUUGUAUUAUAAUCGUAAGGUCAUUCAAAUUGCAUGACAAGAGUCUUCAUUGCGCUGACAAUAUAAUACGCACAUUCCCGUACCUCA